Messenger RNA from Caenorhabditis angaria, 302 nucleotides. The record is from the annotation of a GenBank genome assembly. NCBI's taxonomy places the organism in Eukaryota, Metazoa, Nematoda, Chromadorea, Rhabditida, Rhabditidae.
AUGAAUCGGCUAUUGUUUUUGAUAAUCCAACUUGUAUUUUCUGUCAUUUCUUUUUCUUGGUUUUCACAUUCGGAAUAUCAAAGGUAUUUAAAAAAUUUUUAAAUUAAAUUUGAAAAUGAUUUAUUUAUUCCAGGAAUCUGAUAAAUCCUGGAAAUUCUCAAGAUGAAAAUGGACCUAUGAAAACUGAAAAAAAUAUUCCAGAAAAUGUAUAUAGUAUUUUCAUGAGACCCAAACUUGAAGAAAAUACAAGAAAAUCGUGGAGAGCACGACAAUAUGAAUAUGGUCCGAUGUGGAGAAGAUAA